GUCGUUUCCUCAUUCGCAAGGCUGAAGUUUUACGACUCGGACCUGUUCAAGGCUAUCAGACGGUAUACGAAGUCGCAUCUCAACCAGUUUACGAUCCGCCAGGCUGCGUUCUUCGCCCGCGCGAUUCUGGAAAACGACCAGGAGGCAAGUUUCAGCAACUACGGGCACCGCAUGCUGGCGAUACGCUGCUUCUUGGAAGAGGAAAUGGAAAUCAAUAAGCCGAGAAAUCGGUUUUUGGAAAUGAUUUUGGAAGCGGUCUUUCUACACCAGGACAUCAAGAUGAAUCAUGCAGCACAAGGAGCAAAAGCGACGUCUUCUUCACCGUCUACUUCAACCGUUGCUGACGUGGCGGAUCUGAUAAAAGCGAUCGGCUACUAUGAGUUUGAGAACGACGAAAUCAAGCCAAAAGUAAUCGAGUUUGCCCUUACUAUGAUACCAAGCAUGCCGGCGUUUGAGCUGGCACGGUGCGGCAUCGCAGUCGCGGAAAUGAUCGAAGCGGAAGACCGGUUUUAUGGUACAGACAAAAUGCAAGACAAUUCUGAUUUCUCAUCGUCCUCUUUCCAGCUACACCCGGAUUGUGAUGCUGCGUCAGAUUGUUCUUCUCUAGAAAGACAACGCGUACUAGGAGUCCUUGAGCUCGCGUCUGCGGUCCUAGAAGCUUGCAACGCUGUUCUUUCCGCACGUACUUCACGCUCAGUAGGCACAAGAAGAGCAGUAGAACCCUUUUCAACAACAUCUUCUGCAUCUUCCACACAACAGGUGACUGACGAGGGCGAGCACAACAUCCAAGCCGUCGCUGGAAGAACCGUAGCGGAGGGGACGAAUUUGUCUCCCACCCAAGUUGCGCAACUUCUGUACACCAUUGGGACGCUGUCGAGGUUUCUUCACGACAGACGGACGCAUGUUCUGUCCAAGGCCGCUGCAGCUGCGCGGCACGAUCUGAAUCUUGAUACCCUCCUCGAGAAAACGUUUUUGGACGGGAAGGCCCUGUCGACUUGGUAUCCAGAGAGCACCGUACUUGCAAUAGCCGGAUUGACGAAUCUCUCCUCGUGCUUCUUGUGCGCGACAACAAAUUCGAAACAGAAGAGUGUUGAGAACUGCAUGGAACCGGUCGCUACGCUUCUAGAGCAGUUGCUGAAGCAGCUCCGUAGGCACGUCUGUUUUCUGACCACCGAGGAAUGCUUGCUGCUGAUGCAGAGCUUCAAGGACUUAGCGGUAAACUCGGCAACAGAACACGCAGUGAAAGCGGUAGCGUCGUUGCAUCCGAGAGAUGAUUUUUUCUCGCAAAAUAAGGAAGGAGGUAAAAACGCCAGCCGGUACUUCAAGCAAGCCUGUGUCAGCUACUCGAAAAAGAACGGGCUUUUACCACUUCAGGCCGUCAUGCGGGGAGAGAGUAUGAAGACGGUGUGUGAAGAAGUGUCUAAACAGCUGCUCGGAAAUCGCUUGGGAGGGGCUUUUGGCAUGUUGGAUCGGGUGGUGUUUCUCCAAGUAUUGGAAACGGUGUUCGGAACCACAGAAAGGGUACAUGCCGGAAAUUUUUUCUCCGCAAUGCAGCUACCAAGGAGCACGACUACAACCACAGAAAGAGUUUCUGGCGGCGAUAGCUGCCGGCAAAGCACAUUAUUACAACCGAUCGCUUUCGAGUCAUGGCUUAGAAGUGUGCAGCGCCAGGUUGAACGAAGUUUCGUCCUCGGGAGAUUUCUACUUCCUGGUACUAACGGUGUCGGAGAGAUAAGAACGUCAGCGGCGGCGGUGGCGAAAAAGGAGAAAACGAAAAGUGAAGACACAAUCCCGCAAGAUGCAGCAGCUUCUGCGGAGACUAAACCAGCGUGUUUGGAAACUUUGCUGUUUGAAAGCUUGUCCAAAAAGCCAGCGGUUUUUUCCUCGAAGCAGAAUGUGAUUGCGUUCAAGAACAAGGCAACAGCUCUGGCGAGCAGGCCACUGAUUUUCUCGUUCACCAGAACAGAAAUUCUGCGCAUCAUGGAGGUUUUUGCAGCCGGGUUACUAGAGAAACCAUACCACGGGAUGAAGAAGGAAAAGAUGCAGCUACUACGCGAAGAACGUGGUGAACUACAUGGUGAUCAGUUGUUCCACAGCCUGAUGCAAUCCGAUGCUGCCAGUACGAACGAGGCUGUUCUUUCUGGUUCAAAACGGUUUGACACGUCGAAGGGCAAGGGGAGGACGACGCGGUUGUCGUUUUGUCAACUUCUGGACGCAAAGUGCUCGGAGUUUUUACCUCGUCAAGAACCGACAGAGGAAGGGCAUUGCCAAUUAGUUGCGACAGCAGGAUCAGGAAUCAAGCCUGCAAUCGCCGACUUCUGGUGCCGGCUUGUCUGUGCGCUCGCGGUUCUGGGCGUACGAUUAGAUUGCGUUGGGAAGAUUUCAGAAGCUCAGUGGCUGGAAAUGAUAAAGCUGCAAGAUGAACAGCAGGAUGAAUUGCGGGGUCGAAACUUCGACGCGCGGACUGGAGAAAACAAAACCUCGCAGCAUCACAGCUCUCCACCGCCUGCUGCUAGCUCUAAAACCGUUUUUGCCCUUGUGGAAUUAGGACUUCUGAAGAAAACCAACCGAGUUGAAGGAUUUUUGGACCAAGUAGCGAGUGGAGAUGGCGAUGAUGAUGUUUCCAGUCACUGGCUAAGAUACGUUUGGUGCACGGCACAAAAUGGCGGCGCGGAUAAGCCGAGUGGAGCUUCGUGUUCAUCAAGACGUACGGUAGAGGAUAUCUGCUUUUCAACAGCGACAGAUUUCCUAGAACAGACAUUGCUGGCACAAAUACGUUUGGAGUUGAGCGCUAGAUCCGCGCGGGGUGCAGCUGUAACAAGGGAAGGAAACAUACAAACUAGCAGAGCAAAUUCCACACCUUCGUCCCGUCCUUUAUCCCGCGAAGAACGGGCGGUCCUUGCGGUGUUGGCGACGAAGGGCGUGGCGCACAUUCCACAGUACAGAAUUGCGAUGUCUAGAAGUUCUGCAAAAGACGCUUGCAAUCCGUACGGAACAACAGCAGUCUUACCUUAUCGAAACGAAGUCUUGUUGAUUCACGACGAUAUUCCGCCGGAGAGAAGUCAAUGCUCUGCCAGCGGCGAUAAUGCUUUGGCAGAAUUUCGACCUGAAAACCUCUCUCCUGUGAUUCACAAAGUGUCCCCGCCGCCCGCGAAGUGGCUCGCUGAAGUUCUUUCUUCGGAAAGACCUCCGGCUAACAGACAAGCAGAAACUGGUGGUCACGACGGUGAUACGGAGGACACAGAACAAAAUGGUAAGACCGCAUCGGCGUCUCUGUUGACACUCCGGGAAACAACUAGGAUUCAAGAGAGGCAGAUCCUGGAGUAUGGUUGUACCUCUGACAUCGGGGCAGCCGGUAGCACAAGCAAUGUCGCGCGGGUGAUCUCGAUCAUGCGGUCUGAAGUCAAAAAAGCCAUGUUGCGACGAAAGUUGGAGGAGUUUGUAGAGGAGCGGAUAAUGAUGUUGUAGACACCAUAUUUCCGCGUACGCGUUAUUUUUUCCAAAAAGUUGGUAUUGUCAAAAUCUAACGACUAAAAUCAAAAGAAAAAACUAACGCUGAACAAGUCGAUCUAUUUUUGAACCCCUGUGCUCAAGAGCGAUCAAAGAAAAGUG
This is a messenger RNA of Amoebophrya sp. A120, 3612 nucleotides long. The record is from the annotation of a GenBank genome assembly. Lineage: Eukaryota; Dinophyceae; Syndiniales; Amoebophryaceae.